AUGGUGGCGACCAGGAGAGGAGUGUUCGUGACUUUAUCAACUAAAACGAACGUCGAGCAACAGUCCGACGUCCAGGACACUCCCUCCACUGGUCGUAGAACUAGAAAUGCCGCCAAGCAAGCAGAGAGCUCUCAGCCGCCCGUUUCCGUGGAGACCUGCAGCAAGAGCGAUGCCGAGCCUCCGUCCUCCUCCCUCACCCCCCCUAAGAAAAGGUGCACCAGAGCGUCCAGACUGCACAGCCCGGAGCAGCCGUGCACGCCGGCGGGCUCCACCCACGAGGCCGACGUGUCGGACCUGGAGUCCUGCUGCUCCGUGGCGUCUGAGCCGGACGCCCCGCUGACCCGCAGCCGGGCCCGGGGCCGGACGCCCCGCGCCGCCACCGGCCGGCCCACCCACGACGACCUGUCCGACGCCGAGUCCUGCUCCUCUUCGGAAUCCAAGCCCGGAGCCGGCCUCCGCCGGAGCGCCAGGAGCAAGCCGGCUCCGGCCAGCAGCGUCCUGCCGGAGACCCGGCCCUGCAGCGUGGUGGUCACCGAGUCCCAGCGGGUCACCAGGAGCCUGCGGAGAGCCGUUCACUCCCGGCUCGCCGCCCAGCAGCCGGCCGAGGACUCGGAGCUCUCAGACGCCGACAGCUGGACCUCCGGCGCGUCCAGGCGCCGAUCCCGCCGGCAGCUGAGGCCCAUCCCCAUGCUGCUGGACGAGGUGUCAGAGGGCUCUCUGUCCCCCUCCCAGACCGGCCGGCGCACCCGGGCGGCCAGCAGGAGAAAAGAAUCUGCCCCAGACGCCGGCGAGCCUCCGUCCUGCGACUCUGAGGGGUUUGAAUCCGGGCCGGCCUACAGCCUGACCGCUCGCCGCCGGACCAGGGCCGGGUCUGCGGCCCCCAGGGCGGGGGGGUCAGACUCAGAGCUGACGGACGCGCCCUCCGCUGUGGGCAGCCCCGACAGAGCCCCCCCCUGCAGCAGCCGUGGAGGCUCGGGGGCCAGCCGCCGCCGGGCGCCGGCCUCCAGCCCGCCGGCCCAGGCCCGUCCAGCUGAGGCCUGUCCGGCUGAGGCCGGUCCGGCUGCCGGGGGGGAGGAGGACCAGUCGCUCAACGACUCCAGGCUGGACAGCACGCUCAUCGUGGAGGACGCGGACGUCACCCUGCUGGAGGGGGGCGACGUCCCAGCCCCCCAUGAAGAAGACGCCAUGGAAAGCCCCACUCUCACCGUCAGCCAAUCAGAGGCCCGGGGGCCAGACGGCGGCGAGGACGCCGCGGGGCAGCCUGCAGCGAGCCCCGGCGGCCAGCAGGGGGAGCCGGCGGCCGCAGAUGAGGACCAGGACGUCUCAGAGAUGGAGGUGAUGCAGGAAACCGUCCCCCCGCCGGACCCCCCCCAACCGGACACGGCAACCACACGCCAGGGGGCGCCAGAGGAGGAGGGCCAGCAGGACGCUGCCCGCUCCCCUCUGCCCCCGCCGGCCGCCGGGCCCCCGGGGGAGGGCGCCGCGGCGGCAGGGCGGCCGGAGGGAGGGGAGGAGGAGCAGGAUGGUGGGGUGAAGGCAGACGCCCAGGUGGCGCCCCCCCUGGCUACUCCUGUCCAGGCGGCGCCCAGCCCAGCGGCUGUCCAGGUGCCGCCCGUCCAGGUGACGUCGGUCCAACAGCCCACGGUCAUCGUGGACUCCGACUCCGAGGGGCCCGGAGACGUCCUGGUGCGGAAACCUAAAGUCAUCAGCCUGCUGGACAGCAGCUCUGAUGAAGAGGAGGAAGAGGAGGAGGAGGAGGAGGAAGUUUCUGAAGAGGAAUAUUCUGAGCGCCGGAGGGAGGAGGGGGGGGAGGCCUCUGAUAGGCCGACGGCGGCAGCAUCAGUAGACGGUCUGUUUAUGAUCGACACCCGACCAGGACAAGACUCGGACCCCCAGUUCUACAGACCGGACCAGGAGGAAGAGGAGGAGGCCCCCAGUAAAGCAGCUGAGGAGGAGGAGGAAGAGUUUGUGGAUGAGGAAGGGGACGAUGACGAGGACGAAGACGCCCAGCAGCCGGGCCCCCGGUCAGCAGCCGGGCCCCCGGUCAGCAGCCGGGCCCCGGUCAGCAGCCGGGCCCCCGGUCAGCAGCCGGGCCCCGGUAUCUGCCUCCCGGUCAGCAGCCGGCCUUUUCUGCACCACUAUCAGGAAGUAAAGCUUUUACUGGGGGCUGUGUUGAGUGGUCGGGUGUUGGGUCCUCGGUCAGAGCUAAUUAGAUCUAUCAGAGUCCUCCUGCAGCCGGAUCAGAGCCUCUGGGUGCUGAUCCUGGAGCUGGUGUUCCUCAGAGAGUUGUCCAGCCGUAUUGACCCCGGCGUGGGAGUGAAGCAGCUCGGGGGUUUAUACAUCAGUUUGGAUGGCAGCAAAUCAAAACCUGUCUCCAGCUCGCUGCAAAAACUGAAGGAAAAGAAGAUCCAAGAGGAGGUGAUGAAGAAGAGCGUGAUCGGGGCGGAUUUUGAGAAGAAGGAGGCGGUGCCGUCGUACAGUGAAUCCAAACAGGCCCUGAAGCUGAAGCACAGGACAGAGAGGCAGAAAACCACGGGGGACGGCUGGUUUGAUAUGAAGGCCCCGGAGGUUUCUCAGGAGCUGAAAGGAGACCUGCACCUGCUGAAGAUCCGAGGCUCCUUAGACCCCAAGAGAUUCUACAAGAAGAACGACAGAGACGGCUUUCCCAAAUAUUUCCAGGUCGGCACCGUGGUGGACAGCCCCGUCGACUUCUACCAUUCCCGCAUUCCCAAGAAGGAGAGGAAGAGAACCAUGGUGGAGGAGCUGCUGGCUGACGCCGACUUCAGACACCAAAACAAAAAGAGGUUCCAGCAGAUUAUGACGGAGAAAGCCGCCCGGGGAGCCGGCAAGAGGAAGCAGAAGAACAAAUUCCAGAAGAAAAAGAACCUAAAGACUCAGUGA
Menidia menidia (Atlantic silverside) is the source of this 2901-nucleotide messenger RNA. The record is from the annotation of a GenBank genome assembly. Lineage: Eukaryota; Metazoa; Chordata; Actinopteri; Atheriniformes; Atherinopsidae.